AUGAAGCUUGAGGCUUUAACUCAGUUGGUUUGUCCUGCGUCAAUUGCCGUGUCGUCCAUAGCAAUGCUUGUCGUGUAUUUGACGAUCCCUUCAGCUCAAGACCGCGCUGUACAGCAUCUACCGACUCCUGAAGGCGAUUACCCGAUAUUGCGCAACUCACUGGAGAUUUUGAAGGCAAAUGAGUCUGGCGGGUUCAUCGACUGGAUUCUCUACUAUUGCCGCAAGUAUCAAGGUAAGCCUUGGUGUUUUCGAUUCAUGGGGAGGGAGCCAUAUAUUGUGCUUAGCUCUCCCGAAGCUUUUGAGGAUGUUUUAAAGACGCAUUUUGACGCAUUUGAAAAGAGCCCCAAUGUAUUCGAAGCAAUGUACGAUGUACUGGGUCAUGGGAUCUUUGCUGUUCAUGGGCCUUUGUGGCAACACCAACGCAAGACUGCGAGUCACUUGUUCACUGUAAACAUGGUGCAAUAUACCAUGGAGGUAGUGGUUCCCGAAAAGAGCAAGGAAUUAGUGAAGCGACUUGACGAGAUAUGUCAAAAGGAAAAUGAAGCUGAGCGAGUUGUAAACAUGAAGCAGCUAUUGGACUCGUACACGAUGGACAUCUUUACAAAAGUUGGGUUUGGUGUCGAUCUAGAUGGUGUGAAAUUCAACCAGAACACUGAGUCACUCAAUGCGUUCGAGCGAAUGUCUGUACGGAUUUUAGAACGAGUUCAGCAACCAACGUGGGUCUGGAAGCUGUUGCGCUGGCUGAACGUCGGACCGGAGAAACAAAUGUUGAAAGAUAUCAAAGUAAUGGACGAUUUCGUGUACGGGAUCAUUUCUCGCUCGAUCGAGGAGAAGAGGCAAAAGGGAUCGAUCGCGAGUUCUCGAAAAGACCUCAUUUCGCUCUUUAUUGAGAAAUCUGAGACUGAAUACUCAAAUGGCGCGCGCACGAAGAAGGACCUCAAGCUGAUGCGGGAUUUUACUUUGAACUUCUUAUCAGCUGGACGAGAGACAACGGCGACGACGAUGUCGUGGGUGAUCGUCAUGCUGAACAGGUAUCCAAAGGUUCUGGAGCAAGUCCGUGAUGAACUACAAAACAAGCUGCCAGACCUUGGAAGUGGCAAAAUGCACAAUCCAAGCAUGAAGGAGUUCCAGCAGCUUGUUUAUCUAGAAGCCACUAUUCGAGAAACGUUGCGGUUGUUUCCUGUCGUAGCGAGCACUGGACGCUCCGCGACCCGAGACGUUUGGUUGUACGAGGGCACGUUCAUUAAAGCAGGGACGCGAGUGAUCCUACCCCACUAUUCAAUGGGCCGUAUGCCAACGGUGUGGGGUCCGGAUGCUAACGAGUUUAAACCAGAGCGCUGGCUUGAUCCGAAUAUGAGCAAGAUCAAGGUGGUGUCACCGUUCAAGUUUACUGCUUUUCUCGGUGGGCCUCGCAAUUGUCUGGGCAUGAAAUUUGCUCUCACCGAAGUGAAAAUCGCCAUGGCCAAACUCUUGAGUCAGUUCGAUCUCAAGACAGUCAAAAAUCCCUUUGACUUCACAUAUCGUCAAGCUGUCACACUGCAGGUUAAAGGACCUCUUGACGUCCUAGUGUCUCGUCUGAAACCAUAA
Molecule: messenger RNA, 1587 nt
Organism: Peronospora farinosa
Lineage: Eukaryota; Oomycota; Peronosporomycetes; Peronosporales; Peronosporaceae
Source: the annotation of a GenBank genome assembly